This is a messenger RNA of Geosmithia morbida, 1059 nucleotides long. Its product is annotated as Neugrin. Lineage: Eukaryota; Fungi; Ascomycota; Sordariomycetes; Hypocreales; Bionectriaceae. Gene Ontology annotation, cellular component: nucleus. The coding region runs from base 1 to 1059 and encodes 352 amino acids. The record is from RefSeq and is a predicted model, not a curated record. The transcript has a single exon.
AUGAGCUGCUCCUGUCGCACGGUCCCGCUGAGGACCUUUCUCAGCGGUCUAGCCCAGGUCCACAGACUCGAAGGGACGGCAGCAGCUCCCAUCCCUCCUGUCCUUGCUCGACUCGUACGGCCGACGCCGACGCGACUCACCGCCGCCGCCGGAGCCGGCAGACUCAUCUCGGCCCGGCUCUUCCACCACAGUCCGAGGUUCCUGCAGCAGCACGAGAAGUCACCACGGCAGCCGCCGCAAGAGCAGGAGCAGGAGCACCGUGACGGCGCCAGCUCCGAUGCGAGCGCCGACGAGCACCGGAAGCAACCGCAAGAAGGGGCACGCGGGUCCGCAACGGGCGGCGUAGACCUUGCAGAGGGAAGAGCGCGACCCGUCCACGGUGGGACGACGACGACGACGACGAGCCGCCACGCACCCAGCAACAUGCGACACGUAAAGCGUACGAGGGGGGCUGGGCCAUCAAUCGACGGUACCAGCGGCGACAAACCCUUCAGAAGCCAUCGCCCACCCCAGAAGAGUCGCAACAGCAGCAGCAGCAGCAGCAGCAGCAAUGAAAGAGAUGGGGGCCGCCACGGAGAGGACGAGGCCCCGCCGGCCGGCAAGGUGGAGAACUGGCGGGUGCAAAAGGAGGCGCUGAAGACCAAGUUCCCCGAGGGCUGGCGCCCCCGGAAGCGGCUCUCGCCCGACGCGCUGGCCGGCAUCCGCGCCCUGAACGCGCAGUUCCCUGAGGUGUACACGACGCAGACCCUGUCGGACAAGUUCGAGGUGUCGCCCGAGAACAUCCGGCGCAUCCUCAAGAGCCGGUGGCGCCCGUCGGAAGAGGAGGAGGAGGACCGGCGCGAGCGCUGGGAGCGCCGCGGACGCAGCGUCUGGGAGAUGAAGGCCGCCCUCGGGGUGAAACCGCCGCGGAGGUGGCGCGAGGAGGGCAUCGUCAGGGACCCCUCCUACCACGUCCGCAGGAGCGAGACGGCGCAGAGGGAACGGAGCCGCGAGGAGGACGACAAGGACAGGUACAGGACGCACAGGGCUCGGGUGAACCGCAGCAAUAACAAGAUUUAG